AUGUCUACUAAAAGUAAAACGUUAGAUAGUGCAAGUAAAAUUAAAUUAAAUGAUUCAGUAUGGAAAAAAACAUUUUCUUCGAACGCUGAAUGGCCUGACAAGGAGGAGUUUCUAGAUGUUAUUUAUUGGAUGCGACAGGCAAUAGGCAUUGUAUUGGGCCUUUGUUGGGGCUUAUUACCAUUAAAAGGAUUCUUGGGACUUCUCUUAUUUGUGGUUGUGAAUGCAGCAGUAAUAUAUUUCUAUGUAAGCAGUAUUCAAAAUGUAGAUGAAGAAGAGUUUGGAGGAAUGUGGGAAAUAACCAAAGAGGGGUUUAUGACAUCUUUUGCUGGUUUCUUAGUCACAUGGAUAAUUAUGUAUACAGGCCUACAUGGGACCAGUAGUUUAUGA
Messenger RNA from Pieris macdunnoughi, 387 nucleotides. The record is from the annotation of a GenBank genome assembly. NCBI's taxonomy places the organism in Eukaryota, Metazoa, Arthropoda, Insecta, Lepidoptera, Pieridae.